Messenger RNA from Menidia menidia (Atlantic silverside), 549 nucleotides. NCBI's taxonomy places the organism in Eukaryota, Metazoa, Chordata, Actinopteri, Atheriniformes, Atherinopsidae. The record is from the annotation of a GenBank genome assembly.
UUGACUGGAACAAGGAAGAAGGCGUGCAAAGUCAGCCUGGAUCCUUCCUCACUUCAGGUGAAGGAGAGUUCCAAGAUGCUCCCUCUUGGAGGAGAAGGGCCGCGUUUUAAAGCCCUCUUUGCUGUUGACAUUGACCUGAAUUAUCAUCUGGUGGCUGAUCCGCUUCAACCUGUCGGUGCCGGGAUGAUGAACAACAUGUCGCCGGAGGUCGCGCUGCACCGGAUCUCCCCGGAGCUGAGGCCCCUGCUGUGCAGCGUGGUGAGGAACGGCCGCGUGGGGCUCGACUCCACCAACUGCCUCCGCGUGACAGACCUCAAAACUGGAUGCACGUCUCUGACUCCAGGCCCCUGCUGUGAUCGCUUCAAACUCCACAUCCCGUAUGCUGGCGAGACCCUUAAAUUUCAGUGUCUGACGGCACCGGCAGACGAUCGGGUUGCAGCCGUCUGGCGCUGUAUCUCCAUCAAAGACGACGGGAAGAAAAUCUUCAUGCGUUCGGCGAAUGCUUCGGGUUGUUCUGCCAACAAAAUGGCCGCUGCUGCCGCGUCCUAA